ACGUCCUACACUUUAGUGUGAGUGCCCUACAUAGGGUGUGAAUUAAAAGCACGAUACAAGCUUUGAAGUGCACUAGAAAAUGUGUGUCAAUAGGUGGCGUUAUUCUUAUUAUUAUUGCUCCUUACUGGAAGGAAGUAUACGACAACAGCGACGAAAAGACAUCCGUAGCCGAAUACAGAGCGACGCUGGAGUCUUUAGCUGGAAAGGUGUGGCUUUCCCAACAUGUUGUACGCGUGUUUAAACUUAUUUGCUUGAACACCGAGAGUGACUCUUUUAUUACACACUGUAUUCAGAGAGACGGUAUGCAAAAGGAAACAAAAUAGGGAUGAUGCCGUAGAAAUGGUUUCUCUUCGUGCUGUUGUAGAUUAACGCCAGGUUCUUGAGUGAAGAGAAAUUAGAAACUAAAAGAGGAAAUAGUGUUGAACUGACAGCUCGAAAUCCCAGAGCCAUCCACGGCAGAACCGAUAAACGAUGGCGGACGACGUUGGAGAAGAAGCCGUGGCGUCCAGUCACGGUAACGGAGCUCAGUUGGUACCGAGUUUAGGUCACUUUUUACCGUCCUCCCCUCCUCCCGCAGUGGCUGCAGAGACCGGCCUGGCCGCAGCAUCCCCCGGUGUAGCGCACCACAUCACCUCGGACAUGGAAAGCCAGGAGAGCGGUGUUGUUAGCUCGACCGGCUCGAUGCUAGCAGCCGUGCCGCCAUCUCUGCCGCCGAGCAUCGGCCUGGGACUAACCGGGGCUCCUGCGAAUUUGGCUGGAGCAGGUCUUCUGUCUCAGAUUCACGCCACGUCCUGGGACCCUACACUGAGCACCGACUGGGACAACGAGAAAGCUUCGCAACAGUGCAUUCUGCGGAUAAAGAGAGACAUCAUGUCCAUCUAUAAGGAACCGCCUCCUGGCAUGUUUGUGGUUCCUGAUCCUCAUGAUAUGACUAAGAUCCAUGCAUUAAUCACGGGUCCCUUUGACACACCAUAUGAGGGUGGAUUUUUCCUUUUCCUGUUUCGUUGCCCCCCUGACUACCCCAUCCACCCACCACGAGUCAAACUUAUCACCACUGGACACAACACCGUGCGUUUCAACCCAAACUUCUACCGCAAUGGGAAAGUUUGCCUGAGUAUUCUUGGGACAUGGACAGGGCCAGCCUGGAGCCCUGCUCAGAGCAUCUCCUCGGUCCUCAUCUCUAUCCAGUCCCUGAUGACCGAGAACCCAUACCACAAUGAGCCAGGCUUUGAGCAGGAGAGGCACCCAGGAGAUAGCAAGAACUACAAUGAGUGCAUCCGCCAUGAGACAAUGCGUGUGGCUGUCUGUGAUAUGUUGGAAGGAAAGGUGCACUGUCCAGAGGCCUUGUGGAGUGUGAUGGAAAAGUCUUUUUUGGAGUACUAUGACUUCUACGAAAGUGUUUGCAAAGAACGUCUUCACCUUCAAGGGCAAAACAUGCAGGAUCCUUUUGGAGAGAAGAGAGGCCGUUUUGAUUACCAGGGUCUGUUGGCACGUCUCAGUGCCACACAGAGGCGAUUGCGUGAAAAAUGCCCUCCUGAGGACAAUGACGGAGACUCAGAUUCAGACACUAGCUCAUCUGGAACAGACCCAGAUAGCCAGGGCAGCUCCCAGCCAUAGCGUGGCACAAGGAGAAUAUGAGAAAGCACUUGUCUUUCCUCCACCUCUGGACGCUUUUUAAUAAGCAAAAUGCACAGAGCAUUGAGAGAAGUUUUGAAGUCUGCUGAUUAGCACAGGAUUAGUCUAGUUCCUGUUUCUUUUGAAUGGUUUGUUUUCCUCUCUUUCUCUGCUAGCCAGUGGUUGCCUCUUUUCCUCACUGAGGAAGAGAUGUCAAGUCAUUUAUAGGAAUGGGACUAGAAGAUGCAAUGUGUAUGAGUGUGAGAGAGAUGCUAUGCGUGUCAGCAGUUCAGCACACACUCCGCUUAUCGGAGCACAUAUUUACUUACCCCAUUAUUCAUUUCAUCUGUUGGUCAUUCUCUCUCUCACGCGCACACACACACACACAGGUAGAAUAAAAGCUGAACAGGACACCACACAGUGUAGUGCUCUGGUACCAACCCAGCACUCUGUUUCCUGAGCAUAUUUCUGUUCACUUAAUGUCUUCAUGGUAAUCUCAACAUUUAUCCAUUAAAUCAUUAAAAAUAUUUUGAAUAUUAUGAAUGGAGUCAUAAUUUUGACAUGAAUUCAUAAUAAAUUGCUUUAUCUGAUCUAAGAAAAAAGGCUGAUGCAACUAAAUGUAAAUACCUAAAUAUUGUGCAUAGAAAAAUCUUUAUUUUACUGUUAAUUGUGCAUUAAAUGCUAUUGGAGAGACUUAGUGUGUUGGUAUAUUUUGGUCAGUAGGCUCAGCAGCUCUUAAUUUGGGUUAUGUGUGUUGUUGGGGAGAGUCAUCAUAUUUGUAUUUUGUUUGUACAGUCAAAGAACCUUAUUCAUGUUUAGCCUGAUUAAAUAUGUUGAUUGAAUAAGAAAUUAAGGGCUUUCUUUCCUUUCUAUAAAAUGUUUAAACUCGCACGUUUUUGAGACCUCUAGUACAUAAUCUGUCUUAUUGACCUGAAAUACAUACUUUAUUGGUAAAGUCUAACUCUAUCCUUGUU
This is a messenger RNA of Tachysurus fulvidraco (yellow catfish), 2588 nucleotides long. It is a transcript of the gene ube2z, whose product is annotated as ubiquitin-conjugating enzyme E2Z. Gene Ontology annotation, molecular function: cysteine-type endopeptidase inhibitor activity; ubiquitin conjugating enzyme activity. Bases 472 to 1617 code for a protein of 381 amino acids. The transcript has 7 exons. The record is from RefSeq and is a predicted model, not a curated record. Gene Ontology annotation, biological process: negative regulation of apoptotic process. Gene Ontology annotation, cellular component: nucleus. Lineage: Eukaryota; Metazoa; Chordata; Actinopteri; Siluriformes; Bagridae.